GUGUGACAGUCACUGCCUUACACAGUGAUAGAGAGGAGGAGGGAUGGAAAGCGCAUCCUCACAUCUAUCAGGGACUUAGACACCAUCCUGAGUGAAGUGAAGUGAUUCCCUCUACACCUAUACCAGAGACUUCAAAACCUCUGGAAAACCCACUGGCUAGCUCUAUCCUCAGCAGUGUGGAGCUCGUCCUGCUCAUCCAGUGGAAAUUCCCCGUGUAACUGGUCUAUGUGGACCUGUUCAGGUCUGGAUCUGCUUAACUGACGUCUCCUCACUGAAACAACACCUGGGAUAUCUAGAAAGGACGAAUCAUAAAAUCCUGGUCUCUUUGAAUUGGACUGGACAUAUCAUAAUCUCAUAUGGGACAUAUCCAACAUGAUGACAAGUACGUGAAAAGAGAAGAAAGUAAACAUUGCAAUGGGGCCUGCUGCUGUAGUGACGCCUCUGACUAGUCUUCUGUGAAAUAUGGAGAAAUCUGGUCCGAUGCUGGCCUCUAUUCCCAAUCGCACAGGGUCCAACCUCACAACUGGCCUAUGGGGACCCAACCCCACAGUCCCCGCAGAGGUGGGAGUGGUCACCAGCUCCCAGUCUCAGAUCAAAGAUCUGAUUGGGCUGUUUGCAAUGGUGACCCUUAAUCUCAUCGCCCUAUUGGCCAACACUGGAGUCAUGGUGGCCAUCGCCCGCGCCCCUCACCUGAAGAGGUUUGCCUUUGUGUGCCACCUGUGUGCAGUGGACCUGCUGUGUGCCAUCCUCCUCAUGCCCCUGGGCAUCAUCUCCAACUCACCCUUUUUUGGCACCGUGGUGUUCACCGUGUUGGAGUGCCAGGUCUACAUCUUCCUCAACGUGUUCCUCAUCUGUGCCUCCAUCCUCACCAUCACCGCCAUCAGUGUGGAGCGCUACUACUACAUCGUCCAUCCCAUGCGCUACGAGGUGAAGAUGAGCAUCAAUCUAGCCAUCGGCAUAAUGCUCCUCAUAUGGGUCAAGUCCAUCCUUCUGGCCCUGGUCACCCUGUUUGGUUGGCCUGCCUACGGGGCCCACAGCUCCAUCGCUGCCAACCACUGCUCCCUCCACUGGAGCCACAGUCGGUUGAGGAAGGUGUUCGCCGUGCUCUUCAGCGUGGUGUGUUUCCUGUUACCUGCCAUUGUCAUCUUUGCUGUCUACUGUAACGUGUACAAGGUGGCGCGCUCGGCUGCCCUGCAGCACGCACCCGCGACCACCACCUGGGCCUCGUCCAACCCAGCCAAACGUGCCAACCGUUCUGACUCCAUCAACAGCCAGACCACCAUCAUCACCACCACCCGCAGCCUGCCCCAGAGACUGUCCCCUGAGAGGGCAUUCAGCGGAGGUAAGGCUGCCCUCACCCUGGUGGUCAUUGUGAGCCAGUUCCUGCUCUGCUGGCUGCCUUACUUCUCCUUCCACCUGCACUUGUCCUUCAGAUCGUCCCUGCAGAGUCCCGGGGACGUGGAGGAGGCCGUCACCUGGCUGGCCUACUCCUCCUUCGCUGUCAACCCUUUCUUUUAUGGCCUUCUCAACAGGCAGAUCAGGGAGGAGUUGGUCAAGUUCCGGCGCUGCUGCUCCUCCGGACCGGUGGAGCUGGUGGCCUCCAGCCAUGAGGGCUCCUUUCAGGAGAACUUCCUCCAGUUCAUUCAGAGAACCAGCUGCACGGCCGACAAGCGCUCCAGCUGCACCAACUCCAGCCCCAGGAACACUCUGGACCAGGGGAUCAGAAUACCUGGCCAGAUAACAGAGGAGCACGGCUAAACAGAGGACAGUGGACAACACAUUUCAAUUUGGACUGUUAAUAUGACAGCCCUCUGUACUCGUAGCACCCUGAGUUUUUCCUGAUUAUGUGUCCUGACCAGGAAAACUAUAGGGCCCUGAGGUUUUUCAGGUCAGAUCAUGUGGUUGGUAAAAACUCAGGCCCCUACUCAUAAGCUGUACAUAAUAUGCCUCUGAGUAGGUGUCCAUUAUUUAUUGGUAUGGGAUUCAUUCAGGUAAGGUCUCCAACACAAGACCAGUGUUUUAAUGUGAAAUAUGAAAUUAUUGUGACAGAAUUUAAUUGACUUUACCAUUGUUUCAUGACAGGCCUAAACCGAAACAUUAUGUUAAACAGUCUCCAUACAUACUUCCAUUCAUUUUUUUCAGCUGGUACCAAGGGACCUUCAGAUGAGUUUUGUGAGGCCUGUGGCCUCACCAUCAUGUUCAUUAGAGUCUCAUCUUUCCAUAGUUUGUAGGCCAAACCGUUGGUACGCUACAGAUGAUUUUGUGAGAAGACCGAUUUUCGGGAUUGUCUCGUGGUCUGACGAACACCGCUCUAGUUCUGUCACCUUUCACCACAGAUGCAGAAUUGCGAUAUAGGCAGAUUUUUUUAUUAUUACAAUUAGAUUUACACAGGGACGCGGACAUCGACCAUAGGGGGUUAAAGUGUAUGCUUGUUUUAUAUAAUGUUGUAUGAAUUAUAAACUCAGCAAAAAAAUGAAACGUCCUCUCACUGUCAACUGCGUUUACUUUCAGCAAACUCAACAUUUGUAAAUAUUUGUAUGAACAUAACAAGAUUCAACAACUGAGACAAACUGAACAAGUUCCACAGACAUGUGACUAACAGAAGUUGAAUAAUGUGUCCCUGAACAAAGGGGGGGGGGGGGGGGGGUCAAAAUCAAAAGAAACAGUCAGUAUCUGGUGUGGCCACCAGCAGCAUUAAGUACCGCAGUGCAUCUCCUCCUUAUGGACUGCACCAGAUUUGCCAGUUCUUGCUGUGAGAUGUUACCCCACUCUUUCACCAAGGCACCUGUAAGUUCCUGGACAUUUCUGGAGGGAAUGGCCCUAGCCCUCACCCUCCGAUCCAACAGGUCCCAGACGAGCAGUACGGCUGGUGGCAUUGUCAUGCCAGGAUGAGCCAGGAUGCCAGGAUGUCAGGAUGAGCCUGCAGGAAGGGUACAACAUGAGGAAGGAGGAUGUCUUCCCUGUAAUGCACUGAGAUUGCCUGCAAUGACAACAAGCUCAGUCCGAUGAUGCUGUGACACACCUCCCCAGACCAUGACGGACCCUCCACCUCCAAAUCGAUCCCGCUCCAGAGUACAGGCCUCGGUGUAACUCUCAUUCCUUUGACGAUAAAUGCAAAUUCGACCAUCACCCCUGGUGAGACAAAACCGCGACUCGUCAGUGAAGAGUACUUUUUGCCAGUCCUGUCUGGUCCAGCAACGGUGGGUUUGUCCCCAUAGGCGACGUUGUUGCACGUGAUGUCUGGUGAGGACCUGCCUUACAUCAGGCCUACAAGCCCUCAGUCCAGCCUCUCUCAGCCUAUUGUGGACAGUCUGAGCAAUGAUGGAGGGAUUGUGCAUUCCUGGUGUAACUCGGACAGUUGUUGUUGCCAUCCUGUACCUAUCCCGCAGGUGUGAUGUUCGAAUGUACCGAACCUGUACAGGUGUUGUUACACGUGGUCUGCCACUGCGAGGACGAUCAGGUGUCCGUCCUGUCUCUCUAUAGCGCUGUCUUAGGUGUCUUACAGUACGGACAUUGCAAUUUAUUGCCCUUGCCACAUCUGCUGUCCUCAUGCCUCCUUCCAGCAUGCCUAAGGCAUGUUCACGCAGAUGAGCAGGAACCCUGGGCAUCUUUCUUUUGGUGUUUUUCAGAGUCAGUAGACAGGCCUGUUUAGUGUCUUUAGUUUUCAUAACUGUGACCUUAAUUGCCUACCGUCUGUAAGCUGUUAGUGUCUUAACGACCGUUCCACAGGUGCAUUGAACAAGCAUGGGAAACAGUGUUUAAACCCUUUACAACGAAGAUCUGUGAAGUUGUAUGGAUUUUUUUGAAUUAUCUUUGAAAGACAGGGUCCUGAAAAAAGGAAGUUUCUUUUUUUGCUCAGUUUAUAUUCUGAAAUAACAUUUAUGGACGUGUUUACUCAUGUUUCCAAUGAACAAGAAAAAAGGUAUUGGAAUACUUUCCUAUUUUAAAAUUGUACAGCGGGAAUGUAAAGCUUCUAAUUAACUUUCUCUCAUUAACACAGUAUUUAAAUAAAGCAUAAUUACAA
Messenger RNA from Salvelinus fontinalis (brook trout), 4024 nucleotides. RefSeq names its product probable G-protein coupled receptor. Lineage: Eukaryota; Metazoa; Chordata; Actinopteri; Salmoniformes; Salmonidae. The record is from RefSeq and is a predicted model, not a curated record. Gene Ontology annotation, molecular function: G protein-coupled receptor activity. Gene Ontology annotation, cellular component: signaling receptor complex; endosome; plasma membrane. Gene Ontology annotation, biological process: G protein-coupled receptor signaling pathway. The coding region runs from base 463 to 1758 and encodes 431 amino acids. The transcript has 2 exons.